This is a messenger RNA of Podospora anserina S mat+, 1272 nucleotides long. RefSeq lists its product as uncharacterized. Gene Ontology annotation, biological process: attachment of GPI anchor to protein; protein localization to cell surface. Bases 1 to 1272 code for a protein of 423 amino acids. The transcript is spliced from 3 exons. The record is from RefSeq and is a predicted model, not a curated record. Gene Ontology annotation, cellular component: membrane; GPI-anchor transamidase complex. Lineage: Eukaryota; Fungi; Ascomycota; Sordariomycetes; Sordariales; Podosporaceae.
AUGGAUGGCGGCAAGGUAACGGUGGGAAGAACGGCGGCACUCUAUGCUGGCGCCGCCGUUCUGCGGCUUGCCAUUUUUACUCUUCUUCCUGAUCUCCCGGAUCUGUUGACCGGCCGCGUCGAGAUCUCAACCCCAGUCACCAGCUUCAAGCGCCAAGGCCUCUUUCUCUAUAACCACAAUGUGUCGCCAUACGAUGGUGGUGUCUACCACCAAGCGCCCCUUUUCCUUCCGCUGUUCUCCCUACUCCCGAAUGCAUUGAGCUACCCGAUAUUUACCUACCUCCUCUACAUCGCGAUCGACUUGUUGAGUGCCAGCGCACUAUGGAAAAUUGCGGACUCGGGCGAGGCAGGUUCAUCUGCCCUAUUUACAUCCCCGCGUCGCGAAAGGAGAUGGAACGGAUUCAUCAUUGCAGCUAUCUUCCUUUUCAACCCCUUCACCGUGGCAACAUGUCUCGGAAGGUCCACAAGCGUAUUCACCACUUGCGCGAUUCUCCAUGCCAUCGCCAAGGCCGUGUCCGGCGCACCCUUCAGCGCCAUGGUUGCGCUGUCCUUUGCGAGCUAUCUGUCGAUGUACCCGUUAUUAUUACUUCCGCCGCUUGUUCUACUUUGCUUCGACAGACAACGCCCCGAACGAGCCAACAAAUCAGUCGUCUCUUUUGCCGCAUCACACGUUCCGGUUGUGUUCGGUGUGCUGGGACUGUUGUUCGGCAUGUCGUAUCUUAUCACAGGCUCAUGGGAAUUCCUGCCAUCCACAUACGGUGUGCAGUUGACUCUGUCAGACCUGACACCCAAUGUCGGCCUGUGGUGGUACUUCUUUAUCGAAAUGUUCGACUCCUUCCGGUCCUUCUUCCUGGCAGUCUUCUGGCUUCACCUCUCUUGUUACGUCGGCGGUCUUUCCGUCCGGAUCCGGCGGCAACCCUUGGUGGUGUUGACCCUCCUUCUUGGAAUAUUCGCCAUCUUCAAGCCUUAUCCUAGCAUCAGCGACACGUCACUCUUCUUGGCCAUGGUGCCAUUAUACCGGCACGUCUUCCCACUUAUGCGCUACAGCUUCGUUAUUGCGGCAGUCAUCAUGUAUGCCUCUUUCCUUGGGCCGGCAUUCUAUUAUCUUUGGAUCUACGCCGGCAGCGGCAAUGCCAACUUUUUCUACGCCAUUACUCUUGUGUGGGGACUGGGACAGAGCCUGUUAGUUUGCGACCUCAUGUUUGCGGUGUUGAGAGAUGAAUGGGAACUGGAAAGGCCCGAGAUGGCGGGUAAGGAGAUCAGGCAAAUAUGA